GAGCCUGCAAAGAAAAGGCCUGUGCAGCUUAAUGACCAGCUCAGAAGCUGAUCAUGGCGCUCUUCAAGAUCCUCGUUCCUGUCCUGAUCGGGCUCGGCGUCUACUAUUUCUACCCGCAAGAAACUUUCUCUGCAGAGAUGGUGCGAGGGAAGCGCGUGCUGGUGACGGGUUCGAGUUCGGGCAUCGGGGAGCAAAUGGCCUACGAGUUUGCCCGGAUGGGCGCCCACCUCAUGCUGACUGCCAGGAGGGAGGAGCAGCUGCAGAAGGUGGUGCAGAAAUGCCAGAAGCUGGGUGCCAGUUCUGCCCACUAUGUGGUUGCGGACAUGAGCAAUCUGACUGCUGCCCAGAUGGUUGUUGAAGAAACUAAAGCCCAGUUGGGAGGUCUUGACCAGCUGGUUCUGAACCACGUUGGCGGAACCUCGUUUGGUCCAUUCAAAGGAUCAAUGGAGUCGGUGAUCACGUCGAUGAAUCUGAACUUCUUCAGCUACGUCCAGUUAACCAUCUCUGCCAUGGACCUAUUGCUGGCAUCUAAAGGGAACCUCGUGGUCGUCUCCUCCAUGAGUGGACGUCUUCAGAGUCCUUUCAGCGUCCCCUACGCAGCAGCCAAGUUUGCCGUGGAAGGAUUCUUCACCUCGCUGCGCACCGAGUUGCGCCUGCGGAAGAUAGAGCUGCCCAUCACUGUGGCCGUGCUGAGCUACAUUGACACCGAAACGGCCGUGAAGUCUGUGGGCAACAAAAUCACCCAGAGGCCGAGUCCCAAAGAAGAGUGUGCCCAGCAGAUUGUGAGGGGCGGAGUGUUGCGUUACCGCGAGGUCUUCUAUCCUUAUUGGGCCCUGAAGCCCACCCUGGUCUGCCAAGCGCUGCUGCCAAACCUGGUGGAUCAAGCCAUCGGCUACAACUACAGGCUGGAGAACAUCCUCUAAAACUCCCGGUUCAAAGGAUCACCCAGCACCGCCCUCCGUGUCUCCCAAAGAUCGGGACCGCUUGCAUUUACCGCAAAUGCAAGGGGAAACGAAACGAAAGCCCCCACCCUGUAGGAAGGAUAGUAAUGGACAAAAUGGUGCCUCCCCCCUUCUUUCCUCAGCUCACCUUUAUUCUGGCACAGAAGUUGGAAUCCUGACCUGUUCUCCAAACGUAGCAUUGUGUAAAAACACCACAGCAAAUCCAACGCUUCUCGGGUGCCCGAUUUUUCAAGCCCUGUAAGGGAACCUGCAGCCAAAUACUUACUGAAUAUACAAACUGCGCUCCUGGCAAAGAUAAGAAGCGGGACCCGUAGUACAUAUGUAGUAAAGGAAGCAUUUUAGUAAAGGACGUCACGCCAUAGUGGACAUGCUGCAAACAUCCCGCUCGUAACCUUGACUAAACAGGAGAAAGAAACAAAACUACUGGUGCUUUUAACCCCUACAACAGUGAUUCUCAACCUUUUUAAUGCCGCAACCCUCAACUGGUCGUAAGUCGGGGACUACUCAACCGGUCGUAAGUCGAGGACUACUCAACUGGUGCAACACCCUUUGCAGAAUGGGACUUUUGG
Molecule: messenger RNA, 1531 nt
Organism: Crotalus tigris (Tiger rattlesnake)
Lineage: Eukaryota; Metazoa; Chordata; Lepidosauria; Squamata; Viperidae
Product: hydroxysteroid 11-beta-dehydrogenase 1-like protein B
Exons: 6
Coding region: 54-923 (289 amino acids)
Cellular component (GO): intracellular membrane-bounded organelle
Molecular function (GO): oxidoreductase activity
Source: RefSeq, a predicted model, not a curated record